AUGAUGAUGAAGAUGAUGAUGAUGCGUUCUGAGUCCAGCGUCACUGAGUCCCACACGACACCGACACCGAACCCGAAACCAGACAAAAGAAUGACCGGGUCGAAGCUUUUCACUGUGUUACUCUUGCUAGCGUUGCGCGUCGGGUCCGCGGAGCAUGUGUCAGGGCUAAGCUUCGUGGAGAGCCCUGGGAAUGUGACUUCCUCUCUCGGGAAGGCAGUGAAGCUCCAGUGCGUCCUGCGAGCAGACGGGGUGGACCACGGAGCCCUGGACGUGGUCUGGCUGAGGGAGGGACAACCGCUGUACUUUGCUGAACUCAACCAGAUGCAGGUCCCCGUAGAUGAAAACAGCUGGCUGGUUAUCAGUGAACUCAAGAUAGAGGAGGUAACGCUCUCGGAUAUGGGCUCCUAUCAGUGUGCGGUCUACUUCGGUUCAGAGGUGACAUUAUCCAUUGAGGGGCACAUCCAAGUAGAAGGUCUCCCUCAUUUCUCAGUGGAACCGCACCAUUUGCAGGUAGUGGCUAAUGUAGGGCUGAGUCUGCACUGUGAGGCUCACGGUCCUCCUGAACCUGUACGGGUCAUCUGGCUACAGGACGGGGCUCAACUCAAUAACCUGGAGGACCCCAUAUCCCUGUCGCCCUCAACGCUCCACCUCUCAGGUCUGAAUAAAACCAGCUCUUUCUCCUGUGAGGCGCACAAUCGGAAAGGUGUGGCGUCGUCUGGCACGGGCACUGUGACGGUCCUUCCUGCCCAGCCCCAUGACAUUAAAGCUGAAGACAUCACUAAUUCAAGCAUCCGUCUGUCUUGGCACAUGGGCUUUGGAGGAAUCUAUCCCAUCAGCCUCUGCAUUGUUCAGGUUAAAGCGUCUGGUGAAGACUCUGAUCAGCUGAUCUACAACCAGAGGGUCAGCGCACCAGACACCAGCCGUCUGAUCUCAGAUCUGGAAGCGUUCAGCCAAUAUGAUUUCAGGAUGGCCUGCCAGAGCAGUCAGGGUGUCUCUAACUGGACGGCAUGGGUUCCCAUCAGCACCAGCGAAGGAG
Rhinichthys klamathensis goyatoka is the source of this 1036-nucleotide messenger RNA. RefSeq names its product tyrosine-protein kinase receptor UFO-like. The transcript has 7 exons. Lineage: Eukaryota; Metazoa; Chordata; Actinopteri; Cypriniformes; Leuciscidae. Gene Ontology annotation, molecular function: protein binding. Gene Ontology annotation, cellular component: plasma membrane; axon. Gene Ontology annotation, biological process: axon guidance; cell-cell adhesion. The annotation marks the transcript as partial. The record is from RefSeq and is a predicted model, not a curated record.